AUGACCAAAGAACAGACCACAGUCAUACCCGAAGAACUUUACAAUUUAACACAAUUGGCUGAAGUGGCAGCUGGUCGUUUGAACACCGCCUCCGAAGAGAAAAGCCCCGUUAAACACCAUCAUCACAGUGUCGUAAAUGGCGAUAUGGAGUCACUGAACGUGGAACGCCGUGUCGAUGUGAUUAACCGUAAAACCACACAUGGUCCGAUGAAAGAUAUACAAGGGCAUUCACACGAUGAGGAUGGCCACGAUGAAAAUGAACAUCAACGUGUAACUGAACCGACAACGGUACAUUGUGAAAUAUCCGCUGCCAUAAAGACAGAAAACAGAUCACCCGUGCCGCCAUUUGAAAGCUACCAACAACAACAGCAACAGCAGGAAGAACAAUAUCAUCUUCAGCAGCAAUACAGCGAACACCACCUUCAACAUUUACAUCAUCCUAAGCACCAACCGCAUCAUCAACACAGCCAACAGCCGGACCAUCAUCUUCACGUUUGUAAUUCGAAUUUGAAUGGUACAGCCUUCUACUCAUCUUCGGAUGAUGACUCCAAUUAUUAUAGCCAUAAAGUAUUCGAUCGCAAGAAAUUACGUAGAUCCACAAUAUCCGAUAAUUCACCACGUUACGAUGAACAUUCAUCGUGCAGCAGUAAAUCGGGUGGUGGUAGCAGUAGCAGCAGUUGCAGCAGCGAUGAGCAAUGCUACAAUCAACACAAGACUUCGGGUGAGGAGAUGCUGCAACAAAUGCACUUGGAUUCAGGUGCCACCAACGGUCUAAAUCUGCUCGACGACGAACACAUAUGUCCAGAAUGUGGUAAAAAAUAUUCAACAUCAUCGAAUUUGGCUAGACAUCGACAAACCCAUAGGUCGAUUAUGGAUAAAAAGGCGAGACAUUGUCCGUUCUGUGAAAAGGUUUAUGUUUCGAUGCCGGCCUUUUCGAUGCACGUACGCACCCAUAGUCAGGGUUGUGAGUGUCAAUAUUGUGGAAAAAAGUUUUCACGGCCAUGGUUGUUGCAGGGUCAUAUUCGAACGCAUACCGGUGAAAAGCCCUUCAAGUGCAAUGUUUGCACCAAAGCCUUUGCCGACAAAUCAAAUUUACGUGCACACAUACAAACGCAUUCGAACACAAAACCCCAUACCUGUAAGCGAUGCGGCAAAGCCUUUGCUCUCAAAUCCUAUCUGUAUAAGCACGAAGAGUCUUCGUGUUUGAAAAAUCAUCACAGAGGUGAUAAGGAGGUACGUGCCCAUAGAUCCCAGCAUAAUCAUCAACAAAACACCAAACAAAAUAUAACGCCGGCAGUUAGUUAUCGAACCGGUAAUGAUGGUGGCUGCGCAGCAGAAUCGGCUAAAACAACAUUGGCCACCAAGUUAUUGCAAAAAGAAAAAGACCGCCAACAGGCUGUAUUACAAUAUGCCAAUUUGGCAGCAACAAAUAGCGGAGCUUUACAAAUUAUUGCAUUGACAGGUGGCAGUGAUGUGGAUAGGACACCACUACAGCAACAACAACAAAAAUCCUACACCAUGUUAACCAGUCCCAUUGGCGGUGAGGAUUAUGAACACUAUAAACGUAUAAGUGUUAUACAGACAUCAGCUGGUAAUAAUAUUAGUGUGGGUGCUGGGGCUGGUCAUCUAUUCGCAACUGGCCAUCUAAGUGUGGAGGUUCCUGCGACGCCGCCCACCACUCACAUGCAAGUGCAAUUUUAUAAUGCAACAACAGGGGUAACAUCAACCACAACGUCACCCAAUGAACAAGAACUACAAGAUCAACCUGUGGAUUUUUCACCCAAAAAUAAUUUCACACAUUCGGUUAAAACGAGUCCUUUCGAAUUGACUGGCAAUUAUGCCAUUGUGGCCUAA
Musca vetustissima is the source of this 1854-nucleotide messenger RNA. Its product is annotated as zinc finger protein 782. The coding region runs from base 1 to 1854 and encodes 617 amino acids. The transcript is spliced from 3 exons. Gene Ontology annotation, biological process: regulation of DNA-templated transcription. Gene Ontology annotation, molecular function: DNA-binding transcription factor activity, RNA polymerase II-specific; RNA polymerase II cis-regulatory region sequence-specific DNA binding. NCBI's taxonomy places the organism in Eukaryota, Metazoa, Arthropoda, Insecta, Diptera, Muscidae. The record is from RefSeq and is a predicted model, not a curated record.